Carcharodon carcharias (great white shark) is the source of this 954-nucleotide messenger RNA. Its product is annotated as G-protein coupled receptor 35-like. Gene Ontology annotation, biological process: positive regulation of Rho protein signal transduction; phospholipase C-activating G protein-coupled receptor signaling pathway. Lineage: Eukaryota; Metazoa; Chordata; Chondrichthyes; Lamniformes; Lamnidae. The transcript has a single exon. Gene Ontology annotation, cellular component: membrane. The coding region runs from base 1 to 954 and encodes 317 amino acids. The record is from RefSeq and is a predicted model, not a curated record. Gene Ontology annotation, molecular function: G protein-coupled receptor activity.
AUGAAUUGUACAAUCAACAGCUCAUGGAGUGAGUCACAUCAGGUGAUGCUGCUUGUGUUUACUGUGCCGACGAUUUCCAUUGGGUUCGUAUUGAACGGAGUGGCAUUGUGCAUAAUCUGGUGUAAAAUAAAGGGGUGGACAAAACCUACCAUCUACAUGACCAACCUCAUCAUCUCAGAUAUCCUCCUACUCUUCGCACUGCCUUUCAAAAUCUACGCUUACUAUGUCGGCCCGCAGUGGCCUCUGCACAAGCGGUUCUGUCAGCUUCUCGAGUCCUUGUGCUUCGUGAACACAUACGCCAGCAUCCUGCUGAUAACCCUGAUCUGUGCCGAUCGCUACGUGGCCAUUAAGCAUCCCUUCCUGAGCAGAGCCAUCUCCUCCCCGCGGAAAACCGCGGUCAUCUGCGCCGGCAUCUGGAUCUUCGUGUGCACAGGAAGCAUCUACAUCUAUUUCUCCAGCGAGUCCAGCUCCUGCUUUUACUACCUCUCGCCAGGUGUCUGGAGAAUGAAUUUCAUUGCCCCUCUGGAAAUACUAUUUUUGAUAUGCGCGUUUUUCAUGAUGUUCUGCUCGGUGCAGAUCAUCCGCAGACUGAGAGUUCAAGCCAGCGAGACCCGGGAUAGGUGGGCGGACAAAUCCACUAAAAUCAUCCUUUCAAAUUUGCUCACCUUCCUGGUCUGCUUCACGCCCUAUCACACGGGACUGCUGUUGUAUUCUCUAACGACCAAUGGUUUUAUCUCGGAAAGUUACUGUGAACCUCUGCGCAACGCCCUGCAUGUGAGCCUGUACUUGGCCAAUGUGAACUGUUGCUUGGACGCAAUCUACUAUUUCUACAGCAUCAAAGAAUUUUGCCAGUCAAACUCGCGGCACAUCCCAAAUUCGAGCACCCAAAUAGCUAUCUGCGAGGGAAUAGCCGAUUCGUCCACAGACCCUCCGCUCAGCUCUCGGUCACAUUAA